Penicillium macrosclerotiorum is the source of this 285-nucleotide messenger RNA. Its product is annotated as mitochondrial 37S ribosomal protein uS19m. The record is from RefSeq and is a predicted model, not a curated record. Bases 1 to 285 code for a protein of 94 amino acids. Gene Ontology annotation, cellular component: ribosome; cytosolic small ribosomal subunit. The transcript is spliced from 4 exons. Lineage: Eukaryota; Fungi; Ascomycota; Eurotiomycetes; Eurotiales; Aspergillaceae. Gene Ontology annotation, molecular function: structural constituent of ribosome; RNA binding. Gene Ontology annotation, biological process: translation; ribosomal small subunit assembly.
AUGUUUCCCACGCGCGCCCUGCUGGGCCGCUCGGUCUGGAAAGGUCCGAACAUUGUCCCCCUUCCUCUCCCGCGCACCUUCCCUCCGCCUCCCAACACUCCUCCGAUCCGCACCCAGAAGCGCAGCGCAACCAUCCUACCCAACUUCGUGGGCCUGCGCUUCGCUGUUCACAAUGGCAAGACCUACCAAGAAGUCACAAUUACCGAGGAGAUGGUCGGCCGCAAGCUCGGUGAAUAUGUUGCGACCCGGAAGCGUUUCACAUACAAGCAGUCCAAGAACAAAUAA